AUGUCGGGCGUAUUUGGGUACAGCCGAGAGGCUGUACGUGUCAAAGUGCAGAAAUGUGGCGCCAUGCUUCAGCCAGAAUAUCGUAAAUUUAGCGUGGAUCCUCAAAUUACAUCAUUCGAAGUCCUACAGAGUAUUAUUGCCAAAGCAUUUGAUCUUAAGGGAGAAUUCACUGUGGCUUAUAGAGCUAUUGAUGAUUAUGGUCAAGAGACAUAUCUUUCUCUCCUCUCAGAUUGGGAUUUAGAUGCAGCAUUUCUUAGUGCUUCAGAACCAUGUCUGGGACUACAAAUUGAAGUUAAGUCAGUUCAAGAAAAUGUAGAAGAAUGGGAUGAGGCUUCUCAAACUGAUGUUGAUAUCAUGCCUUCAAUUCGAGGUCUGGAGGCGCUUCGCCUGCCACAGUUACAAAUGCAGCAAUUCCAGGGCGGAGGAAGCCAAUCCAAUCGUCCUAUUUUACAACACUCACAACAAAGUCAUCAACAUUCCCAAGGCAGUGUAGCUAAAAUGCAGCAUCGUCUACCAGGUCUAAUUCUGAAUCAGGUGGAAAAAACAUUUAGUUUGGUGCAAAGAGCUCUUCUAGGAGAAGAGUCUCAGUCUACACCAUCCACUGCUGUGCCCCCGAAACCUCCUCUCACUGAUGCUCAGUUCCGUAUGUUUCUGGAUCCCAUUGGUCAGGUUGUUCAGGACAGAGAGUUGAGAAGAGUAAUCUACUACGGAGGCAUUGAACCCAGCUUAAGAAAAGUUGUAUGGAAACACAUUUUGAAUGUUUAUCCUGAUGGAAUGUCUGGGAAAGCUCGUAUGGAUUACAUGAAGAUGAAAGCUCAGGAAUAUUAUUCUCUUCGGGAGUACUGGAAAGAGCUGAUACAAAAAAAUCAGCUGACUCAUGAUUUGAGUUAUGUAACUACUAUGGUUCGUAAAGAUGUUUUGAGGACUGAUCGGCACCACCCCUUCUAUGCCGGGAGUGACGAUAACCAGAAUAUAGCAUCUCUUUUCAACAUAUUGACAACAUAUGCUUUAAAUCAUCCAACUGUUAGCUAUUGCCAAGGAAUGAGUGAUCUUGCAUCUCCAUUAUUAGUCACUAUGGGGGAUGAAGCACAUGCUUAUAUUUGUUUUUGUGCUCUCAUGAGCCGAUUGCGCCCAAACUUUAUGCUGGAUGGAGAGGCUAUGACAUUGCGUUUUCAGCACCUAACUGAUGGUUUGCUUUUUUAUGACCCUGAGUUCUACUCCUACCUCAAAAGUCAUCAGGCUGAUGAUCUGUUAUUUUGUUACCGCUGGCUACUUUUAGAAAUGAAGCGAGAGUUUGCCUUUGAUGAUGCUUUGAGAAUGAUGGAAGUCAUGUGGAGUUCUCUGCCGCCAAUUCCAAGCUACCACAGUAAAGAAUUGCCACUGUUUGAUGUACAAUUUUUGGCUCCACCCUCUGGGAUCACCCCACCACCUAUCAGCCCAUUGUUGAAGUCGCCCAGGGAAAAUGCAUACACUAAGGUAUGUGCACUGAGAAGACAAGGAUCAGGAGCAUCACUAAUGCCUCGGAGCAGACCUCAACACAAUGUUUCAGUUCAAAGACAAAACCAAAGUCUCGAUGAAACAGGCACAGUCAAAGGGAGGCUGCAAAGGGUCAAAGUCAAGCCUUUUGCUAGUUUGGAUGAUUCCUCAUUGGGAAGAGGUGCACUACCUUCAUCAUCUUCAGAGGCUGAUGUUGAAAGCAAGUUGGAGCAGUACAGAGAUGCUAACAAUCAUCGGAGCUCUCGUUCACUUCGUCCUUCAUCAGAAAAAGACAGCUCUCCUCGCAGUGGUGUUCGUUCUCAUUUAAAAGAAAAAUUCCAGUCUGGUCGCUGCAAGAAUUUACUUCUUUCUUUAGAAAAGCUAGAUAGGCACCACGAUUCCAUUCAAGAAGAAUCUCAAAACAAAAAAGAGGAGAACACUCGUGUCGUGAAGAACCUCAAUGAGUUUUUAAACUUCUCCAAUUUGAAGAGAAACAACUCAUUGAGCCCCAAAAAGAAUAAAUCAAAUUUGGGGAAACAAGAGCGUUUUGGAAGUGUUGAUGAUGCUGUAUUUGACUCUAACCCAGAUUUGUCCUCAUUCAAAAAUGGUGAACAAAGAAACUUUGAUAGUGUGGAAAGUAACUCUACAUCUACUUACGACAGAAGUACAAGUGAGGACAGUUCUCCAGAUGAUUCAGAGUAUUUUCCCAUGACUACCUCUAUGACUCAGGAGCUGCGCAUUGAACUGGACAGUUUAGACAGACAUGUAUUUGGCUCAAACCCAAGAAAAAAUUUACUGUCAGAUGACACUGAAGACACAGAAUCUGCCUGUAGUGGAUCCACUCACUUGGACACAGAGAGUGAUGCAUCAUUGAACCACCGCAAAGAGGAGCUCAAAGUUCCUACUCGGUCGAACUAUGGAACAGAUGAUGUUUUUAUUUGGGAGAAUCCUAUUAAGUCCAGUCCCAUAACCCCUGACGAGCAAGUAGACUUGGACCAAGACAAUGAGUGGCCUCAUAGCCUAAAGCUGUCAUCUCCCAACCACUUUCAUAGAACUCCCAAAGAAAGUAUGGGAACUGAAGAAACACAUACAGACAUCCAUCAAACUGGAGCUGCUUCAAGUAGUGCUGCUCACCAACAGAAAAGUUUUGUUGAUGAAAAUUGCUCUAUUGAUCCUGCGGUCAUGGUUACGUCAAAUACCAAUUGUGAAGAAGCAAUUGAUCUCAGUAGUGCUCGCCCAUUGCCUACAGGCAACUAUUCAACGAGACUUCCACCACCCGCCGUUUUUGGUGGUGGCAAUCCAUUUCUCAUGUUCCUCUGUCUCACGGUUUUACGGCAACAUCGAGAGUUUAUCAUGCGUAAUAAUAUGGAUUAUAAUGAAGUGGCAAUGCACUUUGACAAAAUGGUACGCAAGCAUGAUGUUACUCGAGUUUUAAACCAAGCUCGUCUCAUGUAUGCUGCCUAUUUAAAACAGUAUAAUAACAACACCAUAAAUGUAAGUAAUACAGAGAAAGACAAGGACAGUAGUGAGAAUGGGGAAGGACUGAAGGUGUGAUAUUUUUGUUCCUUAUCGAGGUUUAUAUCUGACUUUAUCAAACACCAAAUGAAUGUUAAAUUUAGUUUAGUCUAGUGCAGAUGCUUAACUAUGAUGAAUGGUUAAGAAGAUAGUGAUAUCUACUGUAAUAUGGUGAAUAUUCUUGAAAUAGAACUUGUAGUCGAGUGACUCUAUGAAACCAAUGCAUAUUUUUUAAUCUUCUAUGUUUACUUUUUCUUGUAUAACGUCUGGAAGAUUUUGCAUCACCAGGAAGCACAUGUUUUGAAGAAAAAAAACUAGGCUCUUGUUCAUUUUUGCUCAUGUGGGCAGUUUCCUUGAUCACCUCGUCGCCCAUCUCUUGUCAAAUUUUCUUUUUACCCUUUCUUUGUUCCGGUGAAAGGAAAACUUGUCAAAAUCAUUUUGUCAUGCAUGAAUUCAUUGAAACAGAGUUAGUGUAAAUUAAUUUCUCACUAUGCAAUCAAGUGUGUUGGUUAUACAUGGGUUUAAGACAUUCAGUCAUUCAAUUGGAUUGGUUACGAGGGGGCUUUUCUAUUUUCAUUUUGUUGGCUGUUAAAUUCUGUUUAUGAUUUGUUUUUACAUGUUUAAAAUAAAUUACAUGCUGUUUUUUUCUUGUCCCUGUGAGUCAUCAUUGCUGUUUUGAUAAGGAGGGUCUUUAUUGUUUUGAUUUCUUGUGGAAUGAGUUGUGAUAUUUUAUCUUUGUAAUAAUUUUUAUACUUAAUUUCUUGGUAAAAAAUUUGAACUCUGAACUUUGUUUCUUUUGAGAUUGGAAGCACAUUUCUCUCAGAAACUAUCGAACAAUUUGUGUCACAGCAUCAUUAAUUUGUUUUACUGAGUCAUCUGAAGCCUUCUUAUAUGUACAUUAUUCAGUUUUUCAUUCCUGGUAUUUUUAUUGAUUGGGAUGUUUGUUUUUAAAUAUGGAUACUGUACUUAAAUUUAGUUUGUCAUCUUUUUGAUGUUGUACGGUCAAUGGCCUGCUCAGGGCUACUCUUUAGAAAGGUUGACUGUAGAAACCUGUUAACUUUGGUGGGUAGGCAACCAGGACUGAUUCAAAAUUUAAGUUUAGUUCAUCUGGUGAUAAUAUUGUAUUAUAACUUGUAAUGCUGUAUUGAAGAAGUUUGUACUUAAGCAAAACACCAAUCUGUGGAAAAUAUCUUUGCAGUCGAAUUUCAUUUCCUGAUUUUGCAUCUAUUCUGUGAAUCUAUUGAGUGCAUUUAUUUGCAUUUUUCUCACUUUUUAUGAAUUUGGAGAAUAAUUUAUGUCAAAGCAGAGCCACUGCCACUUUCUCUUUUUUUUUUGCAGGGAUUCUUGACCAUCCCCCUUUACCAUGUGAAACCUAAAUUAAGCUUGAAUCCUUAUAAAUGUUAUUUGAUCUCAGCAAAUCCUUUAUCAAAAAAUGUUGAAACCAUCUUUUUCUUUCUAUUUUGUGUAUACGUGAUUAAACUUAUAAUUUUCUGUUCUUUUCUGCUAGCAAUGUGUGGGGUUUUUUGUGCAGCAGAUGUUUUGGGUGUUUGGUAUUAGGGCAAUGUCACUUUAUUAUUCUUUGCUAUGAUUUUCAUCUUGUCAGCCUCGCCUUUUAUUUUAAUUUAAUGAGAUGUGCUCAAUCAUGGCGAAGAAUAAAGGGUGUGUUUGUGUAUGUGUCUAUCCGAUUUACGAAAAGAGCAAUAAAUUUACUUUUACCAUAUGCA
Messenger RNA from Thrips palmi, 4715 nucleotides. RefSeq lists its product as uncharacterized. The transcript has 10 exons. Gene Ontology annotation, cellular component: autophagosome. Gene Ontology annotation, molecular function: GTPase activator activity. The record is from RefSeq and is a predicted model, not a curated record. NCBI's taxonomy places the organism in Eukaryota, Metazoa, Arthropoda, Insecta, Thysanoptera, Thripidae. Bases 1 to 3030 code for a protein of 1009 amino acids. Gene Ontology annotation, biological process: activation of GTPase activity; regulation of autophagosome maturation.